Messenger RNA from Myotis davidii, 681 nucleotides. Its product is annotated as heterogeneous nuclear ribonucleoprotein H-like. Gene Ontology annotation, biological process: regulation of RNA splicing. Gene Ontology annotation, cellular component: nucleoplasm; ribonucleoprotein complex. The record is from RefSeq and is a predicted model, not a curated record. NCBI's taxonomy places the organism in Eukaryota, Metazoa, Chordata, Mammalia, Chiroptera, Vespertilionidae. Gene Ontology annotation, molecular function: RNA binding.
AAUGGGGCUCCAGAUAUAUGUUUCAUCUAUACCAGAGAAAGCAGACUGAGUGGCAAGGCUUUUGUUGAACUUGAAUCAGAAGAUGAAGUCAAAUUGUCCCUGAAAAAAGACACUAUGGGACACAGAUAUGUUGAAGUAUUCAGGUCAAACAACAUUGAAAUGGAUUGGGUGUUGAAGCAUACUGGUCUAAAUAGUCCUGACACGGCCAAUGAUGACUUUGUAUGGUGUAGAGGACCCCCCUUUGGAUGUAGCAAGGAAGAAAUUGUUCAGUUCUUCACAGGGUUGGAAAUCAUGCCAAAUGAGAUAACAUUGCUGGUGGACUUCCAGGGGAGGAGUACGGGGGAAGCCUUCAUGCAGUUUGCUUCACAGAAAAUAGCUGAAAAGGCUCUAAAGAAACACAAGGAAAGAAUAGGGUACAGAUAUAUUGAAAUUUUUAAGAGCAGUCAAGCAGAAGUCAGAACUCACUAUGACCCACCACAAAAGCUUAUGCCCAUGCAGCAGCCAGGUCCCCAUGACAGACCUGGGGCUGGUAGAGGGUAUAACAGCAUUGGCAGGGGAGCUGGCUUUGAAAGGAUGAGGCGUGGAAUUUAUGGUGGAGGUUAUGGAGGCUAUGAUGAUUAUAAUGACUAUAAUGAUGGCUAUGGUUUGGGGUCAGAUAGAUUUGGUAGAGACCUCAGUUAA